CGCCCACUUAGGAGACAGGAAGUACGCAGCGUUAACGUUUCACACCACUGGCGCGUGAGAAUCUUUUCUCUAACCGUCUCUGGCACAUAUCGCCGUUAUAGGAAAACAAGCUUGCGGACACAUUUGUUUUUAAGCAACGGGCCUAUUGAAGGGACCAGAAUGAGCCAUUUCAGUAGACCCAACAGACACAGGACACCAUCGUUCACCAGGGCAACCCACCUUAGAGCAUUCAAGUCCGACCUGGAGCGAGAUUCAGGCUUCUCAGAUGCCAGCUCUGAGUACCUCAGUACAGUCGAUCUGACUGACUCUGAAGAUGGAGGAAGGAACGGGUCGCUUGUCGACCAGGACCCUUCUGGUCCGCAGGUGGCUUUGAUAGGAGGCUCAUAUAAUGGACUGUCUCCAAUGAUCAUCAUGAAUAACAUUGUGUUAAAGCAGCCACCCCCAAUGGUUCCAGCAGAGAAACAGUGGGGCUUUCCUAAACCCUUGGAAGUAAUGCCUCAGUCCCAGGUGGUUCUUCUUCAACCCAUGGUAUCAGAUGGUAGCAGCAGCUCUCCAAAGACUGGCUCUGAAAAUAUUCAACAAUCAAAAAGCUACAUGCCCAUCCUCAAGUCAUAUCCCAGAAUUGCCCCACACCCAGCGGAUGCGCCCACAAAGAAAGUGGAAUCCUCCAAGAUGAGGGUGAGCUCAACAUCAGGAUAUGACAGGCGAAAGAAAAAGCACCACCAUGGCCACCGGCACUACAGCUCCCUCAGCCCGCAGCCAGAGCUGCAGACUACAAUCAACCCCAUCUGCAACUUUGAAGCAGCAAACCAUCAAUUACAGGCCGCUGAGAGUCAGGAGCACCUCCGUGACAAUUCUCUCUCUCCGCUGACAGGGAGCAGCUCUUUGCUCCCCCACACAGAUGAAUUCAGGACGCAUAUUGACAGCAACAGAAUGGAUGCCAACCAAGACGACGCAAUCUCAAUAGACAGUAUCAAACUGAAACGUUUCAGCAAUACCUACAACAUUCUCAAUAAAUCUGGCUUGCUGGGGAUCACCAUGCGCACAAAGCAGCUGAUCAAGGAGAAUAAGCGCACCCAAGGCCAGCUGCAGCAGCUUCAGCAGCAAACAGCUUUGCUGCUGGAGGCUCUAAGCAGUGGAGACCCCCAGCUCUGGACUAAACUGCAGCUCUCUCUGCAGCACACAGACAGGAGCAAUGUGGAGCUAGAGCCAAGAGAGUCGUAAUGUGAUAUGUUGAUGGACAUGACCAGCAGUACUCAAUCAGCGGGACACAAGAUGAUUUAUUGAAUGUAAAAAGGUAUAUCUCAAAUCUUUACAUGUGCAAUAGUCAUUAUAGCAUCUAGCAAUUAAAGUAAACAAACAAUAAUUUUUAAAGAAACUAAACUAUAUACGUUCACGCUUUUAUCAGGACAGUACAAAUCACCUUAACAUUCAGUACUGUUGGUCUAACAUAAAGCUAAAGCACAUUAAUACCAAGUGGGAGCUGUAGCAUGACAGAAGCAUGCUUACAUUUCAAACCCUUGCCUAUAAUACAUUUUCUUGCCUCUUGUUUCAAAACGGUAAGAAUCACUUGCAUUAGGGCUUUGACUUCUAUAUAAAAGCAUGUAUACAGCACAUAUGAGGGCCCAUGGGGUUAAUUCCUUAUACAUGUCCUGACUGAUUGCUGUAUAGAAGAUAUAAGCAUACUUUUU
Etheostoma cragini (Arkansas darter) is the source of this 1691-nucleotide messenger RNA. RefSeq names its product CLOCK-interacting pacemaker a (gene cipca). Gene Ontology annotation, cellular component: nucleus. The record is from RefSeq and is a predicted model, not a curated record. Lineage: Eukaryota; Metazoa; Chordata; Actinopteri; Perciformes; Percidae. Gene Ontology annotation, biological process: negative regulation of circadian rhythm; negative regulation of DNA-templated transcription.